UUCACACUGGCUUGUUUUGGGGAAAUACAGUAUUUGCCGAUUUUGGGACCAUCUGGAGUCUAGUCUCUUUAACCUGUUAGGAAAUAUGAUUCGUGUUAUUGUAAUCUUGUUUCUUUCGGUAUAUACUAUGAGAUGUCUCAAACACAACGUGCAGGAUUGUUCUCGUAAUCAUUUUUACAAUGUUGACUUAGGACGAUGUACAAAAUGCCAUAUGACUGUCUGCUUCCCAGGAAUACCAUUCGGCUGUCACGACACGUGUGUGCAAAACUAUGCCAAACUGUUUGCGAACGAUAAGUGGGAAACCGGAAUAAAAACCUAUAAAGACAUACAACAAAAACUAGAAGACAUCCAUGGUGACAUAAUACGGCUCGUCUCCCAAUCUCUGAACACAACUGGGGGCGAAAGCGAACGGCUGAUAAAUCAAAAUACAUGCGACGAAAACUGUUUCAAAGACCUUAAUUUCAUCUACAGACUAGCGUUAUUUAUAUGUGUGUUUUUGGUUUUGAACGCAGCGUGUUUAUCAAUUUUGAUAUAUAGUAGCUGUAAAAAGAACAAGCAAUAUCAAGAGAUGUUGGAGAAGUCCAACGACAAAUUGGCCGAACAGUUGGCCACUUUUAAAAAUGAAGUUGUUUCACCACAGAUUCCUGGUCAGGUCGAAUUUCAGCGACAGUGUUCAAUACGGUCUUCAUCCUCAGCAUGAUCACAAAAUACAGGGAUUUAGUUUGGUUAAAACAUAUUUGCUCAAAGAGAUUUUGUAUACUUGCUUUUCGUAUCAUCAAUCCCGAUGAGUAUAUAUUUCUUAUGUAAAAAAUGAACGUUCUACGAUUUUGUGUAAAUAUUACCCAAAAAGAAGCGAAGUGAUAUAAUCAUUCACAUAUUGUAUCGUAAUGUAAAAGUUUAUAGUUAAUCAAGAGCUUAAACAAGACUCUUCCAUAAGUUAUGUAUGGCUGUAGAUACCUGUUACGUGUAAAUGUACGUGCUUGUUAGUCAAUAAUGACAACGAUGAUACAGAGAUAUAUCUUAGAGUAAAUGAGGUUAAUAGA
This is a messenger RNA of Mya arenaria, 1043 nucleotides long. RefSeq lists its product as uncharacterized. NCBI's taxonomy places the organism in Eukaryota, Metazoa, Mollusca, Bivalvia, Myida, Myidae. The transcript is spliced from 3 exons. The record is from RefSeq and is a predicted model, not a curated record. The coding region runs from base 86 to 700 and encodes 204 amino acids.